UUUCUCCCAUUAAGCGGAUCUCCGAAUCUUGUUUUUAUUCCUCUAAUAAUUGUUCUCUGUUUCUAUCUCUCUUUCCUCCUUCAGUUCAUUUCUCUCUAUAAUUUCCUAAACUCGAGAGUCUUCAAAGCAUGUGUGUAGAUGAAGAAGAAAUAGCAGGGGAAAGUAUGGAAAACCAAGAGAAGAAGCGGCAGGGUUUCUUGAAUUCCCGCGUUCAGAAUUGGGAACAAGAUUCACCUUCGCCGAUGAGUACCACUUAUCUGUUUUCUUCAGGAAAUGACUCUGCCUUCUCCAAUUCAUCUCCUCUCAAAAGCAUUUGUGAGGACACAGUAGUUGUAGACAGUAAACAGAACAAUUCAGGGAACUUUGUCCCAGCUAUUCGGUCAGGAGAAUGGGCUGAUAUUGGAGGCCGCCAGUACAUGGAGGAUACCCAUGUCUGCAUUGGAGACCUGGCUAAGAAAUUUGGUUAUGAUGUCCUUGACAGAGAGGCAAUUUCCUUAUUUGGCGUAUUCGAUGGACAUGGUGGAAAGGAUGCCUCACAUUUUGUCCGUGACAAUUUGCCGAGGGUCAUUGUGGAGGAUGCUGAUUUUCCUGUGGAACUUGAAAAGGUGGUCAUGAGGUCAUUUAUGGAGACAGAUGCUGCAUUCGCAAGAAAGUGCUCACUGCAGUCUGCUUUGUCUUCUGGCACAACUGCUCUCACUGCAAUGAUAUUUGGGAGAUCUCUGCUGGUUGCAAAUGCUGGGGAUUGUCGGGCUGUGUUGUCACGACUUGGUGUUGCCAUAGAAAUGUCAAGGGAUCAUAGGCCCUGCUGUAAAAAGGAAAGGAAGCGCAUUGAAUCCUUGGGUGGGUUCAUUGAUGAUGGUUAUUUGAAUGGAGAGUUGGGUGUAACCCGGGCUCUUGGGGAUUGGCACCUUCAAGGGAUGAAGGAAACUGGUGAGCAAGGUGGACCCUUGAGUGCUGAACCAGAACUGAAAAUGAUUACACUAACCAAAGAGGAUGAGUUCUUGAUCAUCGGUAGUGAUGGAGUAUGGGAUGUAUUUUCAAACCAAAAUGCUGUUGACUUCACUAGGAGGAGGCUCCAGGAGCACAAUGAUGUGAAGCUGUGUUGUAAGGAAAUGGUGGAUGAGGCGAUAAAGCGUGGGGCAAUAGACAAUCUAACAAUUGUGUUAAUAUGUUUCCACUCAGACCCACCUCCCCGUAGUGUGGUGCAAAAGGGUAGAGUCAGAAGGAGUAUAUCUGCAGAGGGGCUUCACACUCUUCACAGUAUCAGAUGUCUUUCAGGAGAGAACUAAUAUGUGGUAGCUAAUCAAUUGGUCACUCUCUGGAGUUUCUGUAUAUAACUCUUACUAGAAAUGAAUUUUGCUCUCUUUUUUUUUUCUUGG
Messenger RNA from Telopea speciosissima, 1379 nucleotides. Its product is annotated as probable protein phosphatase 2C 27. Gene Ontology annotation, biological process: protein dephosphorylation. NCBI's taxonomy places the organism in Eukaryota, Viridiplantae, Streptophyta, Magnoliopsida, Proteales, Proteaceae. The transcript has 4 exons. Bases 129 to 1289 code for a protein of 386 amino acids. The record is from RefSeq and is a predicted model, not a curated record. Gene Ontology annotation, molecular function: protein serine/threonine phosphatase activity; cation binding.